GCCAAAAAUAGCUAAAUACCGCUGAAUUUGUUUUACUUCAGUAUAACACAAUUACUGAAUUUACUUUAUUUAUAAAUUCCCUUUCAAACUGACUGAUGGUAUUAAUCACUGAAGACCUUAUCAGGAAACGAGCUGAACACAAUGAAGGAGAGAUUCAUUCACUCGAGGAAUUAACUUUACAUCAACAAAAUCUUGAAAGAAUUGAUAACCUUGAACAAUGGUGUAAAAACCUACGUAUAUUAUAUCUUCAAAAUAAUCUACUAUCAAAAAUUGAAAAUGUUUCAAAGUUGAAAAAGUUGGAAUAUUUAAAUUUAGCGCUAAAUAAUAUUGAAAAAAUUGAAAAUUUAGAAGGAUGUGAAUCAUUGAAAAAAUUAGAUUUAACAGUGAAUUUUAUUGGUGAAUUGACCAGUGUUCAAUCGUUAGUAAAUGUUCAAUUUCUUGAAGAAUUAUAUUUAACUGGUAAUCCUUGUACAGAAUAUCCCGGAUAUAGAGAGUAUGUUAUCGCGAGUUUACCUCAGUUAAAAUCAUUAGAUGGAAAUGAGAUCACCAAGUCGGAACGUAUUAUUGCCCUACAAAACUUUGACCAUAUUUUACCAAUUAUAUUAGAAAAACAAAAGGAGUAUGAAAUAAAAAGGAAAUCAGAGAAGAUUGAAGCAGAGCAGAGAAGACAGAAACGUUCUGAAAAAUAUAAAAAUUCAAAUGGUUUAACAGAUAAAGAUACGGAGGAAUUUUGGAAUGAAAAAAUCCCGUACACACCUGAAUCACGUGUUGAAGCACAUGAAUAUAUGCAACUGCAGGCACAAGCCAAGGAGUCAAAAAAUGUUUCAAGCGAGAAGAAAAAAGAAGCUCCGAAAUUAUUUACAGAUGAUGGAAGACCGCUGAAUGUUAACAAAGCUAAAAUUGGGUUCCAGUUAACAGAGGAUACAAUAAACGAUCAGGAUGUCUACCUACUUAAUGUUGCUGUCUAUAAGUAUAUGGAUACAGCUUUAAUUGACUGUGAUAUACAAACCAAUUAUGUUCGUGUUACACUCAAUAAAAAGAUUUUACAGCUGGCUUUACCAGAAGAUGUUAGUCCGGAUAAUUCAUCUGUUAAGCGUUCACAGACAACUGGACAUUUGUUAAUCACUAUGCCAAAGGCUUUUCAGGAAAUUCGAGUACGCAAAAGCAAAGAAACGAAAGUUCAGUCGAACACGGAGAAGAAGAAUUGUACUGGCGCUUCUAAUUAUCAAAGAAAGCAAUGUAAUGAAAGUGUAAGUGACCAGUCAAAUGUAAAGUCAACAGUUGCAUCAAAAUACUCUAGUGCUCUUCUUGACCUAGAAAACCAGUCGAUAAACAAUCAAGUUAAUCAAAGAGUCAGUGGUAAUACUUCAUCCGGUCUCAUUAAAUCGUGUGGUCAACAAGAAAAGCGAAAAUCUAAAAGUGAAAAUCAAGUAGAUGACUGUAUGCUUGACUGUUCUGACGUUCCUCCACUGAUAUGA
Messenger RNA from Trichobilharzia szidati, 1478 nucleotides. NCBI's taxonomy places the organism in Eukaryota, Metazoa, Platyhelminthes, Trematoda, Strigeidida, Schistosomatidae. The record is from the annotation of a GenBank genome assembly.